GGGUGGAGCUGUGAGAGGGGUGGAGCUGUGAGAGGGGUGGAGCUGUGAGAGGGGGAGCAGGGCGGGGGGCUCGGCGAUGUUUGCAAAGCUGAAGAAGAAGAUUUCGGAGGAGGAGGGAGGAGGGGUUGUGCGGGGCCUCCCUGGACCGGGCCUUGCCGGGCGACUCCCACGCACACUCAGCCGCGAGUCCCUCGCCUCCACCGGCGCCGACUCCGGGGACGACGCGUCUCUGGAUGGCAGCGCCUCCAGGGAGGAGCUGCUGGUGCUCCUGUCGCGCCGCACUGACCAAAUCCGCAAGCUCGAGGCCAAACUCGGAGAGUGUGCGGAGCAGCUGAGGAACACAGCACGGCUCAAGGAGAAGCUCGAGGCAGCGCUGGAGCGCCAGCAAGACUCCUCCAUGAGGAAGAUGCAGGAGCUGAAUGAGUCAUACCAGGCCAAGCGCUCCAAGAUGGCGGAGAACGCUACUCUUGCUCUCGAGAAGAACAACAAGGAGUGGACGGAGAAGCUUGCGGCGAUGGAAAAGGAGAGGAGGGAGCUGGCGCUGCGCCUGGCCGAGUUUGAGGAGCGCAGCGCUGACUUCUUCCAGCGGCGUGACGAGCGCGAUGAGCUCACGGAGCUGCAGCAGCAGGAGACCGCCAAGGUCAAGCACAUGCUGCUGCGCAAGGAGGAGGAGAGCCGCUGCCUGAGCGAGGAGGUGGCGUGCACCAGGCAGGAGGUCGCCGCGCUAGAGGCUCAGCUCGAGCGGGCGCAAGAGGAGCUGUCAGCGCUCCGGGCCAACGGCGCCGCACUCAAGAGCGACAACUCAUACUUGCGGCGGGAGCUGGAGGAGGAGCGCCAGCGAGGGGAGCAGCAGGAGAGCGAGCUCUCACUACAAAACCAGCGGCUCUCCCACGAGCUGGCGCAGGCCCGCUUUGCGCUGCAGGAGCUACAGGAGGAGCACAAGGCCCUGAGAGUGGAGACCGAGUCCCUGGGGCAGCAGGCGCAGCAGGCUGCCAGGGAGACUGAGCAGCGCUGCGCCAUGAUUGGUCGGCUCACGGAGAAGGCGACGUCGCUGGAGAGGAGGAUUGCGGGAGACCUGACAAUGGACCAACACACACAGGAGCUCCUCCUCGAGCGGGCACGGCUGGAGGAGCGCCUGGAGGAGCUCUCCACUCGCCUCUCUGAGUCGCAGGCCGUCGCCACGGCAACCACAUCCGGCUUGGAGCAGCAGGUGAGGGAGUUGCGAGACCGUGCGCGGGAGCUGGAGGCGGCGGCGCAGGCGAAGGAGGAGGAACGCGCGGGGAAGACGCGUGCUCGCGAUGAGGAGCUGCGCCGCCUGCACGAGGAUCUCACCGCCACCAAGGAGGAGCUGAAGCGUGCACAGAGGGUGGCGACGACGCGGGAGAGCGAGCGAGACCAAGUGCGUGCGGAGGGGGAGGCCGAGCGGCGGCGCCUGCAGCAGCAGUGGGCGGCGUCUCGCCAGCAGCUGGGGGAGCGUGUGGCGGCGCUGGACGCACAGCUCUCAGCGCUGGAGACGGCGCGCGACUUCGACCGCACGGCUAGCCAGCACAGCCUGGGGCAGCUGCAGGCAGAGGGCGAGGAGCUGAGAGAACGAGUGGCUGAGCAGGAGGCCACAGCACGCACCCUGGAGGAGGAGCUCCACAGCACCCAGGCCGAGCUCACAGCUCAGAGGGCAGCACUCGCCCAGUCGAUCUCUGACCUGGAGAUGACACGGAGAUGUGGGGAUACACUACAGAAACAGCUGUGCGAGCUGCAGGAGGCAUUGGCGCUGGCGGAGGGGAGGCUGGCGGAGGCUCAGGAGCGCUGCACCUCCACAGAGGCUCGGAGCUACGUGCUCGAGCAAGAGCUGCGCGCCAGCGAGGCGCUGGCGGAAGAGAGGCAGCGUGCCAGCGAAGAGGAGGUGGAGGAAGGGGAGGCAGCGCAGCCAGCGCAGGCAGGGCCUUUGGGGACACAUGGGGCCCGCAACGGGACCCGGGAGGGGCCGGGGGGCGGGAGCGACGAUGGUGGUGAUGAUGGCGCCACUGCCGCCGCCGUAAUUACGGUCGCUGCUAUUUCCGGCACCGCUGAGGAGGAGGGGGCCAACUCGGCGCUGAGGAUGGAACUGGCGGAGAAGCACAAGACCAUCAAGCAGUUGCAGCAGCGCCUGGCAGAGCUCAAGAAGACUCUGCAGAGGGAGCUGCGCCUGAGAGUGGAGGGGUCCGAUUCUGGGAAUGCAGCAGCAGGAGUGGUGGAUGGAAGGGAGCGACCGUUUGGGGCCUCCCACUCCUUGAUGGCCCCCCACGAGCCUCCGGAUUGGUUGAGGGGGGGCGGAGUGCUGGGGGGGGCCGUGGGCGGGGGCCUGGGGGGCGGAGGGGCGGGGUUUGGGCCGUAUGCGACGGGCGCUGCCGGCGAGCCGCCGCGCGUCAACCUGCAGUACCUGAAGCACGUGGUACUCAAGUUCGUGUCGGCUCGUGAGGCGGAGGCGUUCCACCUCGUUCGGGCCAUCUCCGUACUGCUGCACCUUUCCUCCCAGGAGGAGCGUCUCUUGAAGGAGACGCUGGAGUACAAGAUGUCAUGGUUUGGAACGCGGCCAGCCCCGCAGGGCGCCGUGCGUCCCUCCAUCACCGGCAGCGGCCUGCCCUGGCAGUGACGGCCUGCGCGUUCUGCCUUUGCGUGGCUGCUGCGGUCUCCGAAUGCUGGGGAGAGAGAGUGCAUUCCUUGCUGUAUUUAUAAAACUAAAUUCCGCUGUGGAGGUUGGCUCGCGGAUGUGGAACCACGGAACGGACUCGCGCAGGUCACUUCCUGCCCCCGCCGUAAGGAAUUCCGGGACAUGGGCUGCCCCCCCGACCCCAUUCCCACCCCGGAUCACGUUAUCGUCGUUGGUUGUACCGCAUCGCCAUGGGGCGCCAAAGCUCCCCUGCAGAGGGCCGCACGGUGGCGCUAGCAGUGCCACGCGUCGCACCCGGCCACGCGUCGCAACCCGGGCACGUGUCACAUUACUCCACUGCAGCUUAGCAGCAGUGGCAGCAGCGGCAGCCCAUGCAGCAGAGAGGUGGGGUGUCCGACUCCAUCUGGCCCUGCCAAGUGACGUGUGGCCGGGUGUGAUGUGUGGCAGUGUGUGGCAACGUGGUUGGGUGCGACGCGUGGUCAGGCGUGACGUGGCCGGAUGUGACAACGUGGCCAGGUGUGACCUUGGCGAGUGUGGCAACCUGGCCGGGUGCGAUGCGUGGCCGGGUGUGACGCGUGGCCGGGUGUGAUGCGUGGCCGGGUGUGACGCGUGGCCGCAUGUAAUGCGUGGCCGGGUGCGACGUGCGGCCGGGUGGUGACGCGUGGCCGCGUGUGACGCGUGGCCGGGUGUGACGCGUGGCCGGGUGUGACGCGUGGCCGGGUGUGACGCGUGGCCGGGUUUGACGCGUGGCCGGGUGUGACGCGUGGCCGGGUGUGACGCGUGGCCGGGUGUGACGCGUGGCCGGGUGUGAUGCGUGGCCGGGUGCGACGUGCGGCUGGAUGCGACGUGGCUGGUGAGAUUGACUGGCUGAGUGGUUGACUCGCCACAUCAAUAACACUGGUGUGUGUGGUCUUAAAAGGAAAAAUAUGUAAUAGGCGACAUUUCAGUCAAUGGCCCUUUCUCAUAGCAUGUGAAAAGAUGUGUGCGUUAAGAAUGUAAUUCUCAUCAGGCCUCACGGUGUAAACUGCACUGUCCAACGCUUAGCCACUCUUUCUCUUUGGCCUCUCUGUUUAUGUGCCAUGAAGAAAGGCCAUGGCCUGAAACGUUGUCCGUUAUAUAUUUUCUUUUAAUCCCGCAUUGUUAUUGACGAACGCGUUGAGUUUUAGUUUUUGGUUACUUGUGCACCACUGCCAAUGCAGCAUCACCAAAUGAUUGGAGUGACUGAGUGACUGUUUGUGCGACUGAGUGAGUGACCGAGUGAGUGACUGACCGCUACGAUUGGCUGGAUAAAAAUCUGUUACUCCAUUCCAUUGUACGCACGUACAUUACGUUGAACUUAUUUCGCACCAUACGUAGCCAAUCUUGCUAAUCGGAGGCGCCCACCAAGUUAGCACGGUUGCCCCACGGUUGACCCGUCGCCAGUGGCGAUGGCCACCUCCCGCACCAUCCGGCGGAUCGUGGCAUUGGCCGGGAACGUCGAGACGACAGGUGGUGGUGAAGUCAGCGGGUCGGUGGCGGCGGUGGGGAUCAAGAAGUCGCCACAUGACACCGCGUCGUCGACGGAUCGAUCCGGCGCGCCCCCGCGAUGGCGAGACAAUCGAUCUGCUCCGGUGCCGGUUCCGUGCCGCGUGUGAAGGGGAUCUCCUGCAGCAGCCACUAGAGGCGCUGUAAUGCAAUCGAAUCGGACAUCCGACGAGAUCGCCAAUCAGUCCGUGUGUGUGGAAGAAAGUAGGGGUGGCGUCGCCUGUCGUAGGGGCGUGUCUCUGCCCAUCUAUGGGCUUGUUGAGCGUGAAUCGAGGUCAGUCUGGUUAAUCCACGGUUAAUCCGACGGCUCCGGUAAGGGUAUAAAUUCGUCGAACGUUGAUCGCCGCGUCGAUUCAUUGGCAAGCGUCAUGGGAAACGCCCGCCCUCCGCCUCAGCUGCGCGAUCGGUGAUUAGUUUGAAAGUCCGUUUUUUCUUUUAUCGCCCAUCACAGCGCCACGGCGUAAGAUACAAUCAACCGUUGCUGGACCGCGACAAUCGAACAGUGCGGCUCGAGAAUCGUCGCUCGGUGGCGGAGGGGCG
Molecule: messenger RNA, 4711 nt
Organism: Petromyzon marinus (sea lamprey)
Lineage: Eukaryota; Metazoa; Chordata; Hyperoartia; Petromyzontiformes; Petromyzontidae
Gene: GOLGA1
Product: golgin A1
Cellular component (GO): Golgi apparatus
Source: RefSeq, a predicted model, not a curated record